Molecule: messenger RNA, 1230 nt
Organism: Cryptotermes secundus
Lineage: Eukaryota; Metazoa; Arthropoda; Insecta; Blattodea; Kalotermitidae
Product: zinc finger protein 664-like
Exons: 4
Coding region: 1-1230 (409 amino acids)
Cellular component (GO): nucleus
Source: RefSeq, a predicted model, not a curated record
AUGGUACAAUCAGGCAGCCAGAGGAACCUUGCCGAUGUACAGAACGUACAGGGUCAGCGUAGUGAGACGUGCCCAACAUGUUCACGCGAUGCGUAUCAGGCCGUCAGUAUAAAGGCCGAGGUAUUUUCAGAUGUAGAAGAAGAGGAGUAUCCUGUCCCGAUAACAUAUCCAGGAAUAAAGGCCGAACCUCAGAACCCUGCAGAUUUGGGGAAAGUACGAGAUCUGUGUAGUGAGAUAUGCCCAGCUUCUUCUCAUGAUGCAUAUCCGGCUGUCAGUCUGAAAACUGAGGUAUAUUCAGAUCCAGAAGAAGAGGAGUAUCGUGUCCCACUGACGUUUGUAGGAAUAAAGGCUGAACCUGAGAUUACUGUGUAUGAUCUUGAAACCCUACCUGGCAAGAAGCGGCAAUUCUUCUGUGACAUAUGUAAUAAAUCAGUCAGUCGCUCGCGUGAUCUAAAGAGGCAUCAUCGCAUACACACAGGAGAGCGGCCAUUUUGCUGUGAUGUGUGCAGUAAGUCUUUCAGUGAUGUGAGUAAUCUGAAGAAACAUCAGCGCAUACACACUGAUGAGCGGCCAUUUUGCUGUGAUGUGUGCAGUAAGUUAUUUAGAGAUGAGAGUAGUCUGAAAAGGCAUGAUCGCGCACACAGUGAGGAGCGGCCAUUUAGUUGUGACUUGUGUAAUAAAUCAUUCAAGCAACACUCAACCCUGAAGAUACAUCAACGCACACACAGUGGGGAGCGGCCAUUUUGCUGUGACUUGUGUAAUAAAUCAUUCAAGCACAACUUGACCCUGAAGAUACAUCAACGCACACACAGUGGGGAGCGGCCAUAUAGCUGUGACUUGUGUAAUAAAUCAUUCACACACCACUCGACCCUGAAGAUACAUCAAUAUGUACACACUGGGGAGCGGCCAUAUAGCUGUGACUUGUGUAAUAAAUCAUUCACGAACCCCUCGACCCUGAAGAUACAUCAGUACGUACACAGUGGGGAGCGGCCAUAUGGCUGUGACUUGUGUAACAAAUCAUUCAAGCGUCACUCGACCCUGAAGAUACAUCAGCGCACACACAGUGGGGAGCGGCCAUAUAGCUGUGACUUGUGUAAUAAAUCAUUCACACACCACUCGACCCUGAAGAUACAUCAAUAUGUACACACUGGGGAGAGGCCAUAUAGCUGUGACUUGUGUAACAAAUCAUUGUCAGCAGAGCCUUCUGAACAGUCAUCAGCACAUACAUAG